Coccidioides immitis RS is the source of this 1166-nucleotide messenger RNA. RefSeq lists its product as uncharacterized. The transcript has a single exon. Lineage: Eukaryota; Fungi; Ascomycota; Eurotiomycetes; Onygenales; Onygenaceae. The record is from RefSeq and is a predicted model, not a curated record. Bases 520 to 840 code for a protein of 106 amino acids.
CGAAUCUCCAUUUCAUGAUUAGACCUCGCAGAGAAAAGCACCGUGGUCUGGGUCUUUGAACUGAAAGGUCCGGCAUCGUUCGCGCUCUCCAAAAAGGAGACACAAGUUUCUCCUCGAAUCUCUACAUGCCAUCCAUGGCUUUUGCUAGGUUCUAGACGUGGAAGCCAUGAAAUCGUCAGGUCUAUUUUUGCUGAAGAUACCUAUGAUGCGCAUUGUGUCUGGUUGCGGGCGGAUUUUUGAUGGUGCUUUGUACCCGGCAUAGCAUGGGAUGCAAAUGCUGCUGCCUUCAUUAACCGCUAUAGCCAACCCCGGUCUUGGAGACUCUUCCCAUUUCAUUAUCGGUGUUGUUGCCCCAAAGCAUCUGCAUCGCAAUUGUUUGGACGCAUUUAUUCUUCUUCAUGCUAAAUCGUAAGAAAGUCCUCUGUUGAACGCUAUUUGAUAAUUUUGUUUCUUUUCGUCAUUCACCCCGCCAUUCACUCCUGGCGGAGUCGAAAGCUUAACCUGAAGGUUUACUUUCUUAUGAUGGAUGAAAUUGAUUGUCUUGCUCGGCUGGCAAAUUCAAUAUUGUCCUUCCUCAGAGAUCGUUGCAAGUUGCAACUUUGCGUUUUACUUGCCACUGGUGGCUUAUCCAUGGUCUUCUUUGUUUUCCAGGGCAUCGCCAUUGAGACCCUUUUCCCUUUCAUGUCAGCCCUGGCGAAGACCUUAAACGAAGAUAUUCGCAGAUCCGCUUUGUCUCCGCUGAGGGUUCAACAUAGGAUACCCAUUCUGGUCCGAGCCAUUUUUCCCCGGCGGCGCUUAACAACAUGGCAAAUUAUAAGUUUAAGUGGUCUCGGGACUUAGUCCGGACACACGUCGUCGAUAUUUCUCAGGACUACGGAUGGUCAGAUUCUAACGCAUCACGAGAGAAUGCCAGCUGUCGCUGUAGCAAUCUCCAUGCAGCAAAGAUCAGUCCGGGGCUGUUGCAGAUGCGAUAACGGAAUUCGAGCCGUGUCUUUGGUCCACGUCAUUGGAUUCUUUGCUGAGACCCUCUCGAAAAUCGAAACUGCCAGCCUGAUGGGUUUGUACGGAUGAUGUUCGGGGUGCAGAGUGAAUUACUCGAUUUAGAUAGCUUUAGCUGAUACUGUGGCUUUAAUCGCAAUUGAUACGUCCUCCUGAAUGGCCGCUUU